CGGGUAGCGGGGCUGCAGCGCCUUAUGAUGAGACCCAGGUGACACAUGAACAGCUGGAGCCGCGAGGGGACGGGGCAGGAUGAACCGGGCCAAGCCCACCACCGUACGGAGGCCCAGCGCCGCGGCCAAGCCUUCAGGGCACCCUCCACCGGGAGACUUCAUUGCUCUGGGCUCAAAGGGUCAAACCAACGAGUCAAAAACAGCAUCCACCUUGCUGAAGCCAGCCCCUUCUGGCCUGCCUUCGGAGCGAAAGCGGGAUGCUGCAGCUGCUUUGUCUGGUGCUUCUGCCCUGACUGGCCUUACUAAACGCCCCAAACUCUCUUCCACACCCCCUCUGAGUGCCCUAGGGCGCCUGGCUGAGGCUGCAGUGGCAGAAAAACGAGCCAUUUCUCCCUCUAUUAAGGAACCAUCUGUGGUGCCAAUUGAAGUCCUGCCCACAGUGUUGCUGGAUGAGAUUGAAGCUGCUGAGCUAGAGGGGAACGAUGACAGGAUCGAGGGGGUGCUGUGUGGGGCUGUGAAGCAGCUGAAGGUCACUCGGGCCAAGCCAGACAGCACCCUGUACCUGAGCCUGAUGUACCUGGCCAAGAUCAAGCCCAACAUCUUUGCCACAGAAGGUGUCAUUGAGGCUCUGUGCAGCCUCUUACGGCGGGAUGCCUCCAUCAACUUCAAGGCCAAGGGGAACAGCCUGGUGUCUGUACUGGCUUGUAACCUCCUCAUGGCUGCCUAUGAGGAGGAUGAAAACUGGCCUGAGAUCUUUGUCAAGGUGUACAUUGAAGACUCGCUGGGGGAGCGGGUCUGGGUGGACAGCCCACACUGCAGGACCUUUGUGGACAACAUCCAGACGGCGUUUAACACCAAGAUGCCCCCCAAGAGCAUGCUGCUGCAGGGGGAUGUGGGACGUGGCGGUGGGGACCUCGGUGCUGGGAGCAGCCCUCACCCCUCACUCACGGAGGAGGAGGACAGCCAGUCAGAGUUGCUCAUUGCCGAGGAAAAGCUGAGCCCUGAGCAGGAAGGCCAGCUAAUGCCGAGGCCUAGGUACGAUGACCUCGCAGAGAGCGUGGAAGAGUAUGUUCUUGACAUGCUUCGGGACCAGCUCAACCGGCGUCAGCCCAUUGACAACGUCUCCAGGAACCUCCUGCGGCUUCUCACCUCCACCUGUGGCUAUAAGGAGGUGCGGCUAAUGACGGUGCAGAAGCUGGAGAUGUGGCUACAGAACCCCAAGCUGACCAGGCCAGCCCAGGACCUGCUGAUGUCUGUUUGCAUGAACUGCAAUACACACGGCUCUGAGGACAUGGAUGUCAUCUCCCAUCUGAUCAAGAUUCGCCUCAAGCCCAAAGUUCUCCUCAACCACUACAUGCUCUGUGUCAGGGAACUGCUAAAUGCUCACAAGGACAACCUGGGCACCACCAUCAAGUUUGUGAUUUUCAAUGAACUUUCUAACGCCCGGAACCCAAACAACAUGCAGAUCCUCUACACUGUAUUGCAGCAUAGCUCAGAGCUGGCGCCUAAGUUCCUGGCUAUGGUGUUUCAAGACCUGCUGACCAACAAGGAUGAUUACCUGCGGGCCUCUCGGGCCCUGCUCCGGGAGAUCAUCAAACAGACCAAGCAUGAGAUCAACUUCCAGGCCUUCUGCCUGGGGCUGAUGCAGGAGCGUAAGGAGCCCCAGUACUUGGACAUGGAAUUCAAGGAGCGGUUUGUGGUUCACAUAACUGACGUGUUGGCCGUGUCCAUGAUGCUGGGGAUCACGGCUCAGGUGAAGGAGGCUGGCGUUGCCUGGGACAAGGGAGAGAAGCGAAACCUUGAGGUGCUGCGCUCGUUCCAGAACCAGAUUGCUGCAAUCCAGCGGGAUGCUGUCUGGUGGCUUCACACCGUCGUGCCUUCUAUCAGCAAGCUCUCUCCCAAGGACUAUGUACACUGCCUCCACAAGGUGCUGUUCACAGAGCAACCGGAGACCUACUACAAGUGGGACAACUGGCCACCUGAGAGUGACCGCAACUUCUUCCUGCGCCUCUGCUCAGAGGUGCCCAUCCUGGAGGACACACUGAUGCGCAUCCUCGUCAUUGGGCUAUCCCGGGAGCUGCCACUUGGCCCUGCAGAUGCCAUGGAACUUGCUGACCACCUGGUGAAGCGAGCUGCAGCCGUGCAGGCAGAUGACGUGGAAGUACUGAAGGUCGAGAGGAUCCAGCUGAUUGACGCCGUACUAAACCUGUGUACCUACCACCACCCGGAGAAUAUCCAGCUCCCGCCUGGGUACCAGCCCCCAAACCUCGCCAUCUCUACCCUCUACUGGAAGGCCUGGCCCCUCCUGCUGGUUGUUGCCGCCUUCAACCCUGAGAAUAUCGGCCUGGCCGCCUGGGAGGAAUACCCAACCCUGAAGAUGCUCAUGGAGAUGGUGAUGACCAACAAUUACUCCUACCCACCAUGUACUCUCACGGAUGAGGAGACUCGGACAGAGAUGAUCAAUCGGGAGCUCCAAAUCUCCCAGCGGGAGAAGCAGGAGAUUCUGGCCUUUGAGGGACAUCUGGCGGCAGCAUCCACCAAGCAGACCAUUACUGAGAGCAGCAGCCUCCUCCUGUCUCAGCUCACCAGCCUGGAUCCCCAAGGGCCCCCCCGGAGGCCUCCCCCUCACAUCCUGGAUCAAGUGAAAGGCCUCAACCAGUCCCUCCGCCUAGGGCAUCUCCUGUGUCGGAGCCGCAACCCUGACUUUCUCCUCAACAUCAUCCAGAGGCAGGCCUCCUCGCAGUCCAUGCCCUGGCUGGCUGACCUGGUGCAGUCCAGCGAGGGCUCCCUGGAUGUGCUACCUGUGCAGUGCCUGUGUGAGUUUCUGCUGCAUGAUGCCGCGGAUGAUGCUGCUGCCUCUGGGGAGGAGGAGGACGAGGGUGAGAGCAGAGAGCAAAAGGCCAAGAAGCGGCAGAGACAGCAGAAGCAGCGACAGCUCCUGGGCCGCCUGCAGGACCUGCUGCUGGGCCCGAAGGCCGAUGAGCAGACAACAUGUGAGGUGCUCGACUACUUCCUGCGGCGCCUUGGCUCGUCCCAGGUGGCCUCCCGCGUGCUGGCUAUGAAGGGCUUGUCACUGGUGCUCUCAGAGGGCAGCCUGCGGGAUGGGGAGGAGCGGGAACACCCCAUGGAGGAAGACUCGGGGGACACAGACCUGCUGCAAGGUUACCAGUGGCUGCUGCGGGACUUGCCCAGGCUGCCACUGUUUGACAGUGUCCGAAGCACCACUGCUCUGGCGCUGCAACAGGCCAUCCACAUGGAGACGGACCCACAGACCAUCAGUGCCUACUUGGUGUACCUAUCCCAGCACACACCGGUGGAGGAGCAGGGCCAGCACAGUGACCUAGCCUUGGAUGUGGCCCGGCUGGUCGUUGAGCGUUCCACCAUCAUGUCCCACCUCUUCUCAAAGCUCUCCUCCAGCACCACGUCAGAUGCUGUGCUGGGUGCCCUGCUGUCUAUCUUCUCCCAUUACGUGAGGCGCAUGCGCCAGAGCAAGGAGGGCGAGGAGGUCUACAGCUGGUCAGAGUCUCAGGACCAGGUCUUUCUGCGCUGGACCAGUGGGGAGACUGCUACCAUGCACAUCCUCGUGGUCCAUGCAAUGGUCAUCCUGCUGACGCUUGGCCCGCCCCGAGCUGGUGAUAAUGAGUUCCAGGAGCUGCUAGACAUCUGGUUUCCGGAGAAGAAGCCCCUGCCCACCGCCUUUCUGGUGGACACAUCUGAGGAGGCACUGCUACUGCCUGACUGGCUGAAGCUGCGCAUGAUUCGCUCAGAGGUCCCUCGCCUGGUGGACGCAGCCCUUCAGGACCUGGAGCCACAGCAGCUGCUGCUGUUCGUCCAGUCCUUUGGCAUCCCUGUGUCCAGUAUGAGUAAGCUUCUCCAGUACCUGGACCAGGCGGUGGCCCACGACCCUCAGACCCUGGAGCAGAACAUCAUGGACAAGAAUUACAUGGCUCACCUGGUGGAGGUUCAGCACGAGAGAGGUGCCUCUGGGGGCCAGACGUUCCACUCCCUGCUCACGGCCUCCCUACCCCCCCGGCGAGACAGUGCAGAGGCACUGAAACCGAAGAGUAGUCCAGAGCAGCCGCCAGGCCAGGGGAGGGCCCGUGCUGGGACACAGAUCCGGGUGCUUGGCCCCGAGGACGACCUGGCUGGCUUGUUCCUGCAGAUCUUCCCGCUCAGCCCUGACCCACGGUGGCAGAACUCUAGUCCCCGGCCUGCAGCACUAGCUCUGCAGCAGGCUCUGGGCCAAGAGCUGGCCCGCAUCCUCCAGGGGAACCCUGAGGUGCCAGGCAUUGCAGUGCGCUUCCUGCAGGCCAUGGCCACCCUGCUCAGCUCUCCCCAUGGAGGUGCCCUGGUGCUGUCCAUGCACCGCAGCCACUUCCUCGCCUGCCCGCUGAUGCGCCAGCUCUACCAAUACCAGCGCUGUGUGCCCCAGGACACUGGUUUCUCCUCGCUCUUCCUCAAAGUGCUCAUGCAGAUGCUGCAGUGGCUAGACAGCCCUGCUGUGGAGGACGGGCCCCUCAAGGCCCAGCUGAAGCUCUUUGCUACCCAGUACUCAGCGAGACGCAGGAUCAGUGACGUUCGAAGCGGGCUCUUGCACCUGGCUGAGGCCCUGACCUUCCAUCGGGACCUGGAGGUGGUUAGUUCUGCUGUCCAGGCUGUCAUCACCACCCUGAGAUCUGGGGAGAAGUGCAAUGUGGAGCCAGAGCUGCUCAGCAAAGUUCUCCAGGGGCUGAUAGAAGUGAGGUCUCCUAACCUAGAGGAGUUGCUGGCUGCACUCUGCUCUGCUACCACGGAUGCCACCUCUCCUUUUCCAACCUCGAAGCCCAUCAUGGUGGUGAGCUCCCUGCUGCUGCAGGAGGAGGAACCUCUGGCCCCAGGGAAGCAGGGUGCAGAUGGUGGCAGCCUGGAGGCCGUGCAGCUGGGGCCCUCGUCUGGGCUACUCGUAGAUUGGCUGGAGAUGCUAGACCCUGAGGUAGUCAGCAGCUGCCCUGACCUACAGCAGAGGCUACUCUUCUCCCGGAGGAAGGGCAAAGGUCCUGCUGGCACCCAAGUGCUGUCAUUUCGCCCCUACCUGCUGGCCCUCUUCACACACCAGUCUAGCUGGCCCACGCUGCACCGCUGCAUCCGCAUCCUUCUGGCCAAAAACCGGGAGCAGAGAUUUGACCCCUCUGCGUCCCUGGACUUUCUCUGGGCCUGCAUCCACGUUCCUCGCAUCUGGCAGGGCAGGGACCAGCGCACCCCGCAGAAGCGGCGGGAGGAGCUGGUGCUCCGUGUCCAGGCUCCAGAGCUUAUCAGCCUGGUGGAGCUGAUCUUGGCUGAGGCAGAGACCAGGAGCCAGGAUGGAGACGCUUCUGCCUGUAGCCUCAUCCAAUCCCGGCUACCUCUGCUGCUCAGCUGCUGCCGUGGGGACAACGAGGGUGUCAAGAGAGUCUCUGAGCACCUCAUGGCCUGCAUCCAACAGCGUGGUGACAGCGUGCUGGGCCGGCGCUGCUGGGACCUGUUCCUGCAACUCUACUUGCAGCAGCCGGAGCUCCGGGUACCUGUGCCAGAGGUCCUGCCACACAGCGAGGCAGCUGCUAACAGCAGUGUCUGCAAGCUGGACGGCCUCAUCCACCGCGUCAUCACCCUCCUUGCGGACACCAAUGAUUCCCGCUCUUCUGAGAACCGAGGGGCAGAUGCCAACAUGGCCUGCCGGAAGCUGGCUGUAGCUCACCCCAUCCUGCUGCUAAGACACUUGCCCAUGAUUGCUGCACUACUGCAUGGACGCACUCACCUCAACUUCCAGGAGUUCCGGCAGCAGAACCACCUGACCUUCUUCCUGCACGUGCUGGGGGUGUUGGAGCUGCUGCAGCCCCAGGUGUUCCGGGGCGAGCACCAGAGGGCGCUGUGGGACUGUCUGCGCUCCUUCAUUAGCCUGCUCCUGAACUAUAGGAAGUCUUCCCGCCACCUGGCUGCCUUCAUCAGCAAGUUCGUGCAGUUUAUCCACAAGUAUAUCACCUGCAAUGCGCCUGCAGCAGUGUCCUUCCUGCAGAAACAUGCUGAGCCCCUGCAUGACCUGUCCUUUGACAACAGUGACCUUGCGAUGCUGAAGUCUCUCCUUGCAGGGCUCAGCCUUCCUAACAGGUUUGGCAGAGCUGACCAAGGCCUAGAAGAGGAGAGUGAGGAUGAGAAUGCAGCUGGCUCCCUGCCCCUGGUCAGUGUCUCCCUCUUCACCCCUCUGACCACGGCCGAGAUGGCUCCUUACAUGAAGAGGCUUUCCCGGGGCCACACAGUUGAGGACCUUUUGGAGGUUCUGAGUGACAUAGAUGAAAUGUCCCGGCGGAGACCUGAGAUCCUGAACUUCUUCUCGACUAGCCUGCAGCGGCUGAUGAGCUCGGCUGAGGAGUCCUGUCGCAACCUGGCCUUCAGCCUGGCCCUGCGAUCCAUCCAGAACAGCCCCAGCAUUGCAGCUGACUUCCUGCCCACGUUUAUGUACUGCCUGGGCAGCCGGGACUUCGAGGUAGUGCAGACAGCCCUCAGGAACCUGCCUGAGUACACCCUCCUCUGCCAAGAGCACGCAGCUGUGUUGUUGCACCGGGCCUUCCUCGUGGGCAUGUACGGCCAGAUGGACCCCAGUGCCCAGAUCUCUGAGGCCCUGAGGAUCCUGCACAUGGAAGCUGUGAUGUGAGCCUGUGAUGCUAACCCACCAAGCAGCCUCAGGCCCCUCAACAUGGUGGCUGGGGCUCCUGAGGCCAAGCCCAGGAGGACCAGUCCAUCAGUGGUCUUGCCUGGGCCAAGGGGAGGGUACUGAGCCCUGAGGCUAUACAGAGCUCAGGAGUAGCACCUGUGGUGGCUCUAGGCCAGCUGCUGGCAGGGUGCCCCUGUUGGCAAGCCUGGCAACACCUCCUGGGUCCUGGCCCUGUUGCAAGCAGGGGGUGGAUAUGGCCCAGUGUGAGGAAAGGCUGGUAUCUGCCAGGUGUGGUAGACUGGGGGUCCAGUUUUAAUGAAACAUUCUGAAUACUG
Messenger RNA from Otolemur garnettii (small-eared galago), 7002 nucleotides. It is a transcript of the gene INTS1, whose product is annotated as integrator complex subunit 1. The transcript has 48 exons. The coding region runs from base 80 to 6667 and encodes 2195 amino acids. Gene Ontology annotation, biological process: U2 snRNA 3'-end processing. Lineage: Eukaryota; Metazoa; Chordata; Mammalia; Primates; Galagidae. The record is from RefSeq and is a predicted model, not a curated record. Gene Ontology annotation, cellular component: integrator complex.